CAUUCUACCUUAUUCCUCUUUUCCGUCUCCCCCUCCCCUGCAUUCUGUCUCUCGUGCUCGCCGCUCCCAUUGUUGGUUCCGAUAACAAAAACCAACCAUGGGACAGCCAGAACCACCUGCCAUUUCAGACCCUCCAUCAGCAUUACCACCAGUACCGGCGGCAGAAGAGCCUAAAACAUCUACAGAUAAAUCAGACUCUCCUUCAUCACCGCGAGCAUCUACAAAUUCAGACGCUCCAUCAUCAUCGGCUCCAGAAGAAGAACCACCGAAACAAUCUACAAAUUCUAACUCUACAGCAUCACCAACACCGUCGCAGAGAUAUACAACACCUCGGCUGCCUGUUUCUCUUGUUCAACCUUCGCAGAAAAAGAAAAAACCUGUCAAAGUUGUACGAAUCCUUCGUGCUCUCUUUAGAUCGUUUCCGGUGUUUACACCCGUUUGCAAGUUUAACGGCUUUCCUGACAGAAACCGUACUACCACCGGAGUUUUAGUAACCGGUACGUUAUAUGGGUUUCGAAGAGGACGAGUAAGUUUAUGCAUACAAGAGAAUCCAAAAUGUAUUCCUACGUUAGUGAUUGAACUCCCCAUGCAAACAAGUGUGUUACAAAAGGAAAUGAGUUUAGGUAUGGUAAGAAUAGCUCUUGAAUGCGAAAAAAGACCUGCCGAUAAAGAAAAACUUAAACUCUUAGAUGAACCAGUUUGGUCUAUGUAUUGUAAUGGUAAAAAGGGUGGAUAUGGUAUGAAAAGAGAUGCUACAGAUGAAGACUUGAACAUCAUGGAGCUUCUUAGGGCGUCAUCCAUGGGAGCUGGUGUUCUUCCUGGGAAUUCAGAAGUUGAAGGUCCCGACGGCGAAUUGGCAUAUAUGAGAGCUUAUUUCGAACAUGUUGUUGGAUCAAAAGAUUCAGAGACAUUUUAUUUGAUUAGUCCUGAAGGGAAUCACGGCCCGGAGCUAAGCAUAUUCUUCGUCAGGGUUUGACAUAUACGAUGCAUGGCAUAAGAACUACUAUGACGGAUGAUUGCCGAUAUCCAAAAUGCACACGUUCGUAUACCAUAUUCCAGGUAUUUCAUGACACUAUUAGCUAGACAUGUUAUUAUAAAAAUGUCUAGUUCUUCAGUAAGAGUGAUUGAACAUGUUUACAGAAGUGUUUGCGACCGUCAAGCAGACAGACGCAUAUAUAGAGACGACCACCGUAUGCAUGUUGUAUUUGAAAUAUUUGCUGUGGUCAUUUGAGUAAAGUUUGAACAGUAGAGAAUGUAGUAAUAUAUUUCUAGAUGUAUAAAAGAGAAAGAGGGGGUGUGAUUGGGGGCAGGGGAUUUGGCUUCCAAUAUUCAAUUGUGUUCAGAAUUUGCUUACAAAAGAAAAUUGGAGAUUUCUUAUUUCUUUUUUUAA
Molecule: messenger RNA, 1390 nt
Organism: Papaver somniferum (opium poppy)
Lineage: Eukaryota; Viridiplantae; Streptophyta; Magnoliopsida; Ranunculales; Papaveraceae
Product: protein MIZU-KUSSEI 1-like
Exons: 1
Coding region: 98-976 (292 amino acids)
Biological process (GO): hydrotropism
Source: RefSeq, a predicted model, not a curated record